Culex quinquefasciatus (southern house mosquito) is the source of this 646-nucleotide messenger RNA. It is a transcript of the gene RpS15, whose product is annotated as 40S ribosomal protein S15. The record is from RefSeq and is a predicted model, not a curated record. NCBI's taxonomy places the organism in Eukaryota, Metazoa, Arthropoda, Insecta, Diptera, Culicidae. Gene Ontology annotation, cellular component: ribosome; cytosolic small ribosomal subunit. Gene Ontology annotation, molecular function: structural constituent of ribosome; RNA binding. The coding region runs from base 109 to 558 and encodes 149 amino acids. Gene Ontology annotation, biological process: translation; ribosomal small subunit assembly. The transcript has a single exon.
GCUGUCAAACUCUCUUUUCUCUUCCACAUCUAGUGUGAGGACGUAGUGUCGCGAGGUGCUCGCUGGAUUUUUUUACGUUUAAUCCGGAAUAUCCGAGAAACCGUAACCAUGGCGGAUGCUGUCGAUGCCGAGGGAAUCAAGAAGAAGCGCGCGUUCCGCAAGUUCACGUACCGCGGCGUGGACCUGGACCAGUUGCUGGACAUGAAGCAUGACCUGCUGAUGGAGCUGAUGCACAGCCGUGCCAAGCGCCGUUUCAACCGCGGUCUCCGCCGCAAGCCGCUGGCCCUGAUCAAGAAGCUGCGCAAGGCCAAGAAGAAUGCCCCACCACUAGAGAAGCCUGCCAUCGUCAAGACCCAUCUGCGUAACAUGAUCAUCGUCCCGGAGAUGGUCGGUUCCAUCGUUGGUAUCUACAACGGCAAAACCUUCAACCAGGUUGAAAUCAAGCCGGAAAUGAUCGGUCACUACCUGGGCGAAUUCUCGCUGACCUACAAACCCGUCAAGCACGGUCGGCCCGGUAUUGGUGCCACCCACAGCUCCCGAUUCAUUCCACUGAAGUAAGAAGCUGUGAGUUUGAACUUUUCUUGGAUUUAAGUGUCGGUGUUCUGCGAGAGUGAAAUACAAGCUAAAAUGUAAACAAACCCAGACG